AUGGGCCGGAUCACAGAAGACCUCAUCCGACGGAAUGCCGAGCACAAUGAGUGUGUGAUUUUCUCCCUGGAGGAGCUCUCCUUGCAUCAGCAGGAAAUAGAAAGGCUGGAGCACAUUGACAAAUGGUGCCGAGACUUAAAGAUCCUCUACCUUCAAAACAACCUCAUCGGGAAGAUCGAAAAUGUCAGCAAACUCAAGAAACUCGAAUAUUUGAAUUUAGCUUUAAACAACAUUGAAAAAAUUGAAAAUCUGGAAGGAUGCGAGGGGCUGACAAAACUUGACCUGACGGUAAAUUUCAUCGGGGAGCUGAGCAGCGUGGAGACCCUGCGAGGCAACGUCCACCUGCGGGAGCUCUUCCUCAUGGGCAACCCGUGCGCCGACUUCCAGGGCUACCGGCCGUUCGUGGUGGCCACGCUCCGGCAGCUGAAGUGGCUGGACGGGAGAGAAAUAGAGCGUUCAGAACGGAUCCAGGCAUUGCAGGACUUCCCUGAAGUUGAGCGACAAAUCAGAGAGCAGGAGAAAGCCUACUGCCUCAGACGAGCCCAAGACAAGAGCGAGGCUGAGAGGAAGCUUCGAGAAGAGCAGGAGCCCAGAGAGAACGAGAGCCACCCCCCACCUUCUGGAGGGAGCAGAGACCAGCUCCAGGUACCAGAACUACAGGAAGGAGAACCCAACGGGAAGAAAGUAGACGACAUGGAAGACGACCUGGAGUUCUGGAACAAGCCCUCUCUGUUUACUCCGGAGUCGAGACUGGAAACUCUGAGACAUAUGGAGAAACAACGACAAGACAAAGAAAAAUCAAGCGAGAAGAAGAAGAAUGUGAAACCACCCAGGAUGCUGAUCACUGCAGAUGGGAGAGCCCUGAACGUGAAUGAGCCCAAACUUGACUUCUCUUUGAAAGAUGAUGAGAAACGCAACCAGAUCAUCCUGGACCUGGCUGUGUACAGGUACAUGGAUACCUCUCUGAUCAAUGUUGACGUGCAGCCAACUUACGUGCGAGUCACCGUCAAGGGAAAGCCCUUUCAGCUCGUCCUUCCGGCAGAGGUCAAACCUGACAGCAGCUCUGCUAAAAGGUCUCAGACGACAGGGCACCUGGUGGUCUGCAUGCCCAAGGUGGGAGAAGUCAUCACAGGGGCCCCGAGAACAUCCACAUCCACGUCCACGUCCACGUCCACGCAGAGCACCUCGUCCCGCAGCAGGGAGCACACGGGCAACAGAAGCAGACAAACCGAGAAACUAGAGGUGGAUCCCAGCAAGCACUCGUUCCCCGACGUGGCUAACAUAGUCGGAGGGAAAACUCCCACACCCAGAAGAGUCCGACCUGAACCCAAAGUCGUGCCACGUGAGGAAGAUCCAGGCUUUGAAGAUGACCCGGAAGUGCCCCCGCUGAUCUGA
Pipistrellus nathusii (Nathusius's pipistrelle) is the source of this 1395-nucleotide messenger RNA. NCBI's taxonomy places the organism in Eukaryota, Metazoa, Chordata, Mammalia, Chiroptera, Vespertilionidae. The record is from the annotation of a GenBank genome assembly.